AGAACACGACCCACUUAUCCGGUGGCCAGUGCCGGGUUUCCUUCUGUUCAGCAACUGGAAACAGCGAAAUCGAAAUCAAAAUUCAAAAUUUUGAAAUAUGGGCAACGACGAAGAAAAGGAGAAAGAGAUAGAGGGAGAAGAAGAAGAGAUAGUUUGCUUGGACGAAUCGUUCUUCAUUAACGAUGAUUACCAGCUGACGAGGUUUACGUUCGGAUCCCAUGUUCUUCAGCUUUACUGUCUCCAAUCUGCUUCUACCGAUUUUGAUUUAACGGGACAGUUGGUGUGGCCUGGUGCUAUGCUUAUGAAUGAUUACCUCUCCAAAAAUGCUGAGUUGCUCCAAGGCUGUUCUGUCAUUGAGUUGGGUUCUGGCGUUGGUAUUACUGGAAUCCUCUGCAGCAAGUUUUGCCGUAAAGUUGUUCUUACUGACCAUAACGAUGAAGUUCUCAAGAUCCUGAAGAAAAACAUCGACUUCCAUGACUCAUUAAGAAGCCCUGAUUCCCCAGUUGAACUAGAGGCUGCAAAGUUAGAAUGGGGACAUAAGUGUCAGCUUGGUGAAAUUUUACAGAAACACAAUGGUGGCUUCGAUCUUAUACUUGGAGCUGACAUCUGUUUUCAGCAAUCGAGCAUUCCACCGCUGUUUGACACUGUGGAGCAGCUUCUUCGCACGAGGGGCCAUGGGAACUGCAAAUUCAUAUUGGCAUAUGUAUCUCGGGCCAAGUUGAUGGAUUCCCUGAUCGUGGAGGAAGCUAACCGGCACAAGUUGAGGAUGAGUGAAGUUUCCGAGACUAGGUGCGUUGUGGGGAACUUGGAAGGAGUCAUUUUCGAGAUCACUCUUCAGUAAAACGUGUUUGAAGAACUCAAGACUGGUUUCACUUUCAGACCGUAUGUGUUCAUGUUGAGCUGCAAGAAUUUACGUGGUUUUUUUUUGGAUGAAUUCCGAAUUGAAAUUAUGUAUUUUAUACUGAUAAUCAUAUUACAAGAAAUUUUUUGGAUAUUCUUUAUCUAGAAAUUUUUAGUUCU
This is a messenger RNA of Tarenaya hassleriana, 1020 nucleotides long. Its product is annotated as protein N-lysine methyltransferase METTL21A. NCBI's taxonomy places the organism in Eukaryota, Viridiplantae, Streptophyta, Magnoliopsida, Brassicales, Cleomaceae. Gene Ontology annotation, cellular component: nucleus. The coding region runs from base 98 to 841 and encodes 247 amino acids. The transcript is spliced from 8 exons. The record is from RefSeq and is a predicted model, not a curated record. Gene Ontology annotation, molecular function: protein methyltransferase activity. Gene Ontology annotation, biological process: protein methylation.